AUGACCCACCAGCAUUCAUCCCCCCCUCUCCCAAACUUGCACGCCCUUUCCAUCUCGCCUGCACCUUACGGCGUCCAGUCCGACUACCCGUACAACGGCGUCUUUGGACCUCCCACUGCCACGCCUCCUGGAGGACAACCUGCGCGUGGUUGGACAAGCAGCCCGAAGCGUGGAUCGCGUUCGGGCAUCCCCUUGGUAAGGACACGCACGACACAGAAGCAACACAACGAGUGUAAACUGACAGAUCACUCUCAGGCAUGGUUUGAGCCGCAACCUCAGGCGUCAAUGCACCACCACCACCAGCAUCACGGCGGCGGCAGCGGCGAUGCGUUCCGGCGGGACGCAGGCUCGCCGCCCACGCUGUCGCCUCCUUCCUCGUCCGCUUCCGGAGCCACCUCGGCCCAACCCUACUACCCCGCGUUUGCUCUCGAGGCCUUUCCGUCAAUGGGCGGCCUUGCGCCCUCGCCACCGCCUCAGAUGACUCCGUACGGCAUGGGUAACGCUGGCUCGGCUGGUGGGUUUGGCGCAGGUGGACCGCUCCAGCCGUUCGGUUCGGCCCAGCUCGCUUCCAUGCCCCAGCGGCCCCAGCAGUGGCGUGCCGCUCCCAUGAUCCCCACGCCGGACGAGGAUGUCAUCCCGACGGCGAUUGUGAUCAAGAACAUUCCCUUUGCCGUGUCGCGCGAGACACUCUUGGCCAUUAUCGAGUCGCUCGGCGCGCCUCUGCCCUAUGCGUUCAACUACCACCACGACAACGGUGUCUUCCGUGGUCUGGCCUUUGCAAACUUUCGAGCACCCGAGGAGGCUGCCAGUGUCGUCGCCGCCCUCAACGGCUACGACGUGCAAGGGCGCAAGCUGCGCGUAGAGUACAAAAAGGUUCUCCAGCCUGGUGAAAAGGACCGCAUUGAGCGCGAAAAGGCCAUCAAGCGCAUGAAGUCGAUGCAGCUUGACGCGGCGGUCAAGGCGUCGCCACCUGUCCCCGCCGACAUUCAGAGCAUGCCGCCGCCGCCUGUGCGCAGCAACGGCAACUCUGCCGGCAACGGUCACCACCCGCAGUUUUCGUUUGACACGGCAGCCGACGACCGGAGCCCUCCUCAUUCCGCUGGCUCUAGCAUGAACAGCAACUCGGCCGACUUGCCCAACAGCCUCGACCUCAACGACCCCAACUCGCUGCGCAUCUACAACAUGGUCUACAUGUUCAAGGAGGACCGCAUGCGCGAUGAGCUCGUCCUGUCGCGCAACCUCUCGCCUACCGAGCGCCGUAUUGUGCACCUGGUUGCCCAAAAGCUCGACUUGACCAGUGUGACCCAGGGCGACGGUGAGGGCAAGCAUGUCGUGGUGACAAAGGACGCACCCCGCGGCGGCGGCGGCGGCACUCAGACUCCUCAGACCACCUCGUAUCUCUCUCCUUACCCAAUGGACCACCCGACCUCGACGUUGAGGAGCAAAAAGUCGAUGCCAGACCUGCGUGGGUUCAAUGGACCCGUCGUCGCCCGCGACCCUGCGCGCAGCUUGACGCCGCAACGCUCGUCGGGCAACCUCCGCGCCGAGGCAGCAGGCGGCAUCGUCGCAGGACGUGACUAUGCCUCCAUGGGCGCCUCCCACGGCCGCCGUCUCAACGGCCACGGCCUCGGUUCCGGCACGUUCAACUCGUUCUUUGGCGCACCCGUCGGUGCACCCCCCGUCCCGCCUCUGCCGGCCUCGCUGAGCGACUUGCGCGACUCGCGUGAUUCGUCCGGAGGCGGUGUCGGUGGCGACCGCACGGCAGGUGACACUGGCUCACUACCCAUGCGCAACCCCCGGGGACCAGUGGGCGAGUCGCGUGGCUUCGCGGGCAUGUUGAGGCCAGUGUCCAGCUCGCUGCGCGGUGUUCCUGGCGCCCUGGGUCUGGGACGUCGUCUGAGCGAGGAGGACGAGUACGAAGGUGCGCGGACGAGGGAGGAGCUGGACCUGUAG
Molecule: messenger RNA, 1953 nt
Organism: Apiotrichum porosum
Lineage: Eukaryota; Fungi; Basidiomycota; Tremellomycetes; Trichosporonales; Trichosporonaceae
Exons: 1
Coding region: 1-1953 (650 amino acids)
Cellular component (GO): nucleus; cytoplasm
Molecular function (GO): mRNA binding
Source: RefSeq, a predicted model, not a curated record